Coccomyxa subellipsoidea C-169 is the source of this 1876-nucleotide messenger RNA. RefSeq lists its product as hypothetical. NCBI's taxonomy places the organism in Eukaryota, Viridiplantae, Chlorophyta, Trebouxiophyceae, Coccomyxaceae. Gene Ontology annotation, biological process: peptidyl-lysine monomethylation. The coding region runs from base 1 to 1620 and encodes 539 amino acids. The record is from RefSeq and is a predicted model, not a curated record. Gene Ontology annotation, molecular function: protein-lysine N-methyltransferase activity. The transcript has 15 exons.
AUGUCGAAGGCGAUCUUUACCAGCAACAACUUUGCAAUGUCCCAUGAGGGUAUGGUCUCAGUUCCCACUGAUCAUGGAGCCCCACAACAGGGAGUGUCGAUCAAGGAGGUUGUUCAGGAGGGAAACACACUGGACGUCUCAGUUGCUGCUCGCGACCUCCAAGCAGGCGAAUUAGCCCUGCGGAUCCCUGAUCAUCUUGUGAUCACAUUGGAUAGAGUCUUUGAGGAUGAGUCUCUGGCAGAGCUCUUGACGACAGACAAAUUGAGCGAGCUGGCGUGUCUGACACUGUAUUUGAUGUACGAAAAGAAGAAUGGGAGGCAGUCAGUGUGGUACGAGUUCAUCAAGGAACUGGAUCGAAUCCAGGGCAGAGGGCAGAUGGGUGCAAAGUCCCCUCUUUUGUGGGACGAGGGUCAGGUGGAUGAGUACCUUGCUGGCAGUCCCCUUGUGGCAGAGAUCAAGGAGCGGCUGAAGGGCAUUGAGAAGGAAUACGCAGAGCUGGACACUGUGUGGUUCAUGGCCGGGAGCCUGUUCAAGAGCUACCCCUACGAUGUCCCCACUGAGGCCUUCUCCUUGAAGUUGUUCAGACAGGGCUUUGCAGCAGUGCAGGCGAGUGUGGUCCACUUGCAAGGGGUGCCCCUGUCAAAGCGCUUUGCGCUUGUGCCGCUCGGCCCUCCUCUGCUGUCUUACUCCUCCACUGCGAAGGCCAUGCUCACAUACAACAGGGAGGCAAAGGAGGUGCAAUUGGCGGUGGAUAGAAGCUACACAAAGGGAGAGCCCAUCGAGGCGUGGUGUGGGCCGCAGCCAAACAGGCGGUUGUUGCUGAACUAUGGGAUCGUGACGGACAACAACCCCCACGACAAGAUGGCGCUCACUGUGACCCUGCCGCACGCGGACCCCCUGUUCCAGGCCAAGCGAGCUGUGCUGCAGCAGAACAACCUGUCCACCCAGCAGACCUUCCAGCUCCAGCGCGACAAGGGCCUGCCGGAGCUGCUGCUGCCAUACUUGCGGCUGGCGCACUGCACGGAUGCAGCUAGUCUCAAGCUGGCAACCCUGGACACAUGCUGCGCCGCGCCCAUCAGCCCAGAGAACGAGCGCACCGUGCUGCACCAGCUCGCCUCCCACCUGCAGGACCGCCUCGACAGGUACAAAACCACAUGCGAGGAGGACGAGGUGAUCAUCCGCAGCACCACUGCAGGGCCACGCCAGAAGGUGGCAGCGCGCCUCCUGCGCAUUGAAAAGGCCAUUCUCCGAGAUGCCAAGCGAAGGCGAGGCGUUGAGGACCUGCGUUCAGACUACGUUACCAAGCAGGCUGCAUCAUUUGCAGACAGACAGGCCGAGCGGAACCUGGCCCAAGCACGCAAGGUUUGCGAAACUCUGGACAGGAGGAAGGGCAUCACAGAGAACGUGAUGUGGCCCAUAGAACCAGCGAGCGACGAUGGCGAAGAAGAGAAUGAGAUCAAGGAAGGCAGUUGGGAGGCCUUGCAAGUUGCCGAGAAGCUAGCUGAUGUCCUGAGCUGCUUGCGGUCCCGCCACCUCUACUGCCUGUUCUGCGGCUGUGCGUAUGACAGCAAGGAUGCGAUGGAUGCGGCGUGCCCUGGCAUAUCAGAGGACGUACACUGAUAUCAGCAUUAAAGUUAAUAUGAUGAUGUGAAUGUAGAAUGGAACAGCCCCUCCGGAGGGUGUACAGCAAAUGGUAGUGGCGGAGAAAUACCCUAUUAACCACCAAGGUUGGGUGACAACUUUCUAAAAGGGCUGCAAUUGCGCUUUCAAGAUGUCCUUGCAACAGAAUGGCAUCAACAAUUUUGGGCAGACAUAGUGUGGCGCACAUUAAAUACAAAAUGCUUUGCGGCCUUGUGUCUUGUAAAAGCACAUCUCU